Messenger RNA from Pieris macdunnoughi, 735 nucleotides. The record is from the annotation of a GenBank genome assembly. Lineage: Eukaryota; Metazoa; Arthropoda; Insecta; Lepidoptera; Pieridae.
AUGUGCUCAACCAAGGUGGGACACUUUUUGAAACAAUAUCUGCCUAAUAAGCCUCACAAGUGGGGCUUCAAACUAUUUGUGCUUUGUAGCUUGCUUGGCUAUGCGUACAAAUUUAUUAUAUAUGCAGGCAAAGAAAAUGAAGAGAGGCCUCCAGAUGAACCUGACAUUGGAGUGGUGGCACAAACUGUUAUGAAGAUACUGAGAGUGGUCUCUCGCCAACGAAACCACAUUGUGUACUUCGAUAAUUAUUACACAUCCAUACCACUGCUGCAUUUUUUAAAAACGCAAGGUAUCUAUUCCUUAGGUACUAUCCAAAGAAAUCGUUUAGGAAAAACGUGUAAGUUACCGUCCAAACAAGAGGUCAUGAAAAGCUCUGUGCCGAGAGGAACGUACGCAGAAUAUACCACAAAUGUCGAAGAUGUUGAGAUUACUGCAGUCUCUUGGAAAGACAACAAACAAGUUAUCCUUACUUCUACAUACGUUGGAGCUGAACCAGUAGAAAAAAUAGAACGCUAUGAUAAAAAAGAGAAACGAAAAAUCAAAAUUAAAUGCCCAAGAUUAGUGAUGGAAUAUAAUGCUCAUAUGGGAGGAGUAGACCUAAUGGACGCCCAUCUAGGUCGGUAUAAAAUUCAGAUCAAAAGCAGGAAACGGUACAUGAGAAUAUUUAACCAUCUUUUGGAUCUAAAUAUCAUGGAUUCUCUACAAGCAAGUACGCAGUCGAAAAAACACCCCUAA